CAAUGACCUUCGUACUAAAUGCACUUCUAUAUCUAUACUUACUGUCAUUAAAUAAAUGAGGAUCAUUACUACUUGGCUUGGACAUGAGGAUAUUUCAUCUCAUUACUGGAAUAUUAUUCUACUUGGUAUCAAUUCUUGUACAGUGUGACGGGAGAAGAUGUUUUCAUUGCACUGGUGUACAGUACCCGAGAGAUUGUCAGAAUGUUACCACGUGCAGGCAUGGUCAGACAUGUUACACUCGGCAAAUUGUUAUAGCAGGUGGAAAUGUUGCGUUUAACUUGGGAUGCCUCUCUAAAAGGAAAUGCCACCAUUUACCAUCGCCCCUUAUUGGAAAAAGAUCAGGUGGAAUUGUUGACAACCACUCAACCGACAUUGUCACGUGCACUGAAUGUUGUUUAGAUGAUUUCUGUAACAAGAAGGGUUGUAGAACAGCUGGUACAUUUACUUUUAUCUCAAAAUGUAUUGUAACUAGCAUGGUUAUACACUCUACUUAUUUCCCUGAAUGUUUUCAGAUGUGCAUGUUAUAUCGUCCUAUAACACCAAGUGUUCAAAUUGAACAUUCGUACAAAGGACAAUGCGAAACAAAAGUGGUGUGUGACAUAAUGACAACAAGAUUUAGUAGCCAUCAGUGUGACCCUGUGUGCUGUGCUACAGACUUUUGUAACGAUCGAUGUGGCACUUCUCCGAAUGCUACAAUAACGUCCCCACUCCAUCAUAGCACUGAAUACGUCACAAAACGUCCAGAGACGUCAACAUCGGAGCUAACCACGUCCGUCGCUCCUUCGACAAAUUUGACGAUUGGUGGGAGUACAAGUAGUAGUUGUAUCGGAAAGAGUAUCAUGAUACAGAAUACGCAUGCGCAUAUGUGUGUUCACAUUGUAACGAGACCUGGAUUGUCUUGGAAUGAUUCACGACAAUAUUGUAAAACUCACUUUGGAGGAGACCUUGAAGUUCUUGAUACUUUAAACAAAGCUCUGUCACUUAGGACAUUUCUUCAAAGUCAUAAGAACGAUUACAGGCAUGUUUACUGGAUAGGUGCAAGGGAUUUUGAUAACAACAAUUUGUUUACAUGGAUAACUCAAGAAGCACUUGUAAAAUCAGAGACAGACUGGGCUCAUCAUCAACCUGUAGCAACCAGCCAUGCGGACUGUUUUGGCAUGCCUCCAUCUGAAGAUUAUAAAUGGCACACAUUUGGAUGCUUUGAAAUCAGACACUUUAUUUGUGAACAGAAAUAG
Messenger RNA from Ruditapes philippinarum (Manila clam), 1235 nucleotides. RefSeq lists its product as uncharacterized. The transcript has 8 exons. The record is from RefSeq and is a predicted model, not a curated record. NCBI's taxonomy places the organism in Eukaryota, Metazoa, Mollusca, Bivalvia, Venerida, Veneridae. The coding region runs from base 84 to 1235 and encodes 383 amino acids.